This is a messenger RNA of Coniophora puteana RWD-64-598 SS2, 1479 nucleotides long. RefSeq lists its product as uncharacterized. The transcript has 3 exons. Bases 1 to 1479 code for a protein of 492 amino acids. NCBI's taxonomy places the organism in Eukaryota, Fungi, Basidiomycota, Agaricomycetes, Boletales, Coniophoraceae. The record is from RefSeq and is a predicted model, not a curated record.
AUGAGCGGAGCGCGAGAAAUGACAUAUCUGUGGGCGGUCAUGAGAGGACCAAAUCCCCCAAACCGACUUUGGCUCUGUUUGGUGAAGCAAACUCUAAAAAAUUGCUUGGUGCACUUCCGAGGGGUGAAAGUAGCCCCAGGUGCAUGCUUCGUUCGCGACGAGCUGGCAAGUUCCAUGGUGCGCUCUACAGCUAUCCCCUAUCCUUCUACCACAGUCCCCUCUCAGCUGCACGGAAUCCUUCUCAGCAGGCGAAGCUACGUCAACACGGAACAUAACUUACUCCGUCUCACAGGACCUGACUUGACUGGUGUUGUCUCCGCGUUUGCGCCCCCGAAGUACCACCAGGCACUGUGCAUACUUAGCUACAAGUAUGAGGUGUUCAAGCUUGUGCUGAAAAAUCUAUCAGAGAAAAGCGAGGUUGACACAUUGGAUGCUCUCAAUCAUUUGUUCCGUUACAUCAAGUAUCUACAUGACGUUCGAGAGGCGUAUGUUGGCUCUGCUCAUCAUCGGAGGAAGGAAGGUGCGAAGGAUGUAAAUGAUUGGCGGUGCCCCUCUUUCGAGUACCACCUCUGGCUUGAGGUCAAAUACGGGCAAUACGGCAUGCGAGAGCGGGACAAUCUCCUCAAAGAUUGCAACGUAGACUUCAACUACGUCUAUUACGACCGGAAGCCGGACGUAUUCCAAUCCAUUGACUGGGUCGAGUAUGUCCAGCAGCGUACUGACGACCCCUGUGACACAACCGGGGGAGGAGGUACCGUCAAAAUGGGUGAUUCCCCUAUCGUCAUUCCGGAUACAGUGAAUCGGUUGGUCAAGGUCAUCGUACACGAGGAAGAGGAAGCUACACGUCGUUAUCGGACAGACGCUGGCGCCGAGGGUCCCGGAUCUCCGAGCAAGGUACUUCUUGGCAAAGGGAAGCAGGAUGACAAGGAUGACACAGAUGGGGACCCGUCUGACUCUAUAAUCGAGGUCGAGAGUCAGGGAGAGGCUGACGCUGAGAUGGAGGAUCAGAGUCACGCAGAUGGGGACGGCAAGGAAGGCGGUAGCACAGCUGAGGAGGACAGCAAGGCCCGGGUGGACCACGCUAAAGACGAGUGCGAUCUGGAAACGUCAUCCCUCAAGCCUUCAAUCCAUGCCGCACGUCGCUGGGGAAGCAAGUUCUCUGACCUGCUGUUCUCGAUUCGAAUGCAUCUUCGGAACCAACAUGGCAUCGACAUAGAUGAACAUGUUGAUGCUCCAUCCAUCACAGCCCUCCUCACUUCACUAGGCGAGGAAGACCAGCUCACCCACCGCGCGCUAUCUGUCCUUUUGCGGGUAGAGGAGGGAUUGGAUCGUGUUGAAGGCCGGGAUUCAGCCUCAAACGGUCGCAGUGGACACCCGUCGCGGGCCGAUAACAGUAUAUAUCAGGAAGGCGCCGGAGAUGAGUCCGACGCAGUCGGGAAGCGCAAGAGGGGUGAAUCCGGCUCGGAGUUGACAGGGUGA